AGUCCACGAAGUAUCGUCACGGAGCCGACUUCAUCACAAUCAAGCUCCAAGAGCCCCGAGCUUCAGGUCGCAGUUCCGCUGCGAAAUUCUCUCGAUCCUUGGGAUGCGCUACCGGGCGAUGGAGAAGCGGAGAGGAUGCAUCUAUUACAGUACUAUAUCGAGGCCUUUGUACCCAGUGUUCAAGUAGCGCCUAUUGCAACAAGUUUCUACACUAGCCUAUACAUGCCUUGGUCUUUCCAGAUCGAAGGAAUGCUUGACGCCAUUCUGGCCAUUUCUUCAGCUCAGUUGGCACGGCGGAGCCAGGACGCAGACCGCGCUAAGCAUCUUCGGGCCGUGUCCUCUCGCCAUGAGAGGAAGUGCUAUCAAUUUAUCAAGGAACGCCUACAUCCUUCGGGUGGACUUCCAGAAGACACUUACCAGGUCACUGCGGUGAUCCUGAUUCUAGUAGGGCUUGAGGCGCUCAACGGCGUCAAGACCACGAGGUGGAUAUCGCAGUUGAAAAGCGUUCAACGUAUACUUAGCGCACUCACUCCAGAACAGAGCAUCAUGGACUGUGUUGAGGUCGAUUCUCUACAUCGCCACUUCACCUAUCAUUUUGCUUCUGCGUCUCUCAUGGCACGGGUAUCCAACGCAGGAAAGCCGUGCUCAACAGAGCAAGGCUUGAUACCAAUCAGCGCCGCUCUAAUGCCAGGCACAAUUGAUCCGCUCAUGGGCAUCUCAUACCAGCUAUGCGAUCUCAUCUCUCGGAUACAGUACGUAACUUCCUCAAAUCCAGCGUUCCCACUUGCUACCGAAGCUUCUUUCAACGUUAUCGAGCAGGGCAUCCAAAGCUGGACUUACGACAAUCCAUUUGCACUUGGUGUCGAUACCCCCAUAGCUCUCGAUCUCAUCGCCUUGGCAGAGGCUUACCGUCUAGCGGCACUCAUUCAGCUCUAUCGUACCUCACCAAGCCACUCUACGAAUAUUGCAGGUUGUGCCGCACGUGCGAUGGAGUUCAUUGCUCGGAUACCACCCGGAAGCGCUGCGGAGUCGAGCCUGCUCUACCCCAUAUUUCUAGCAGGCGCUGAGCUGGACGACGAAGCUGCCAUUGAGAAAUGCUUUCGAAGGUUGGAGGACAUUCAGAACAGGAAUCGCUACGAGAACGUCGAAUGUGUGCAAAAGGUGCUGAAGGAAGUAUGGCGACCCAAACUUGAAGGUGGACAAAGAAGGGACUGGGAAGAGGUUGGGCUACACAUUCUUCCUGCCAUCAGUAUGGCGAAUCACAUUACUUCAACCAUGGCAACGCCCAUAAGCUUCCGUGAUUCCUUGGAUACGACCAAUCUCAAAGACCGCUCAGUUCUAAUAACUGGCGCGGCAUCUGGUAUCGGUCUGGCAUGCGCAAUCAAGAUGGCUGAAGAAGGCGCGAUUGUCACGAUGGCCGACCGGCAGAAUACAGCGGGGGCAGUAAUUGCAGAGCUAACAGCUCGAGGGCUCAGAGCGCAGUUCGUACAUUGCGACGUAACAUCUUACGAAGCACAAGCCUCUAUGUUUCAGUCCGCGAUACAGUUUGGCGACGGGCAGAUUGACAUUGUCAUCCCUAAUGCAGGCAUCCUGGCCGAGAAGAACAUGUUCGAUAUGGUACCAACCACUUUACCAAAACUAGGAGAUUCGCCACCUCCGGUCCCAGGCUCCGCUUGCUUGUCGGUCAAUCUUGACGCCGUAUACAAUACCUGUUAUCUCGCGUUACACUACUUCCGACUCCCGCGCACAGCCGCAACAACGUUCACGCCUAGCAUCGUUCUCAUCGCCUCACUGGCAGCCUACAUCGGCUACCCUUACAGUACUACGUACAGCAUGUCCAAGUUCGGCGUUCGAGGACUCUUCUAUAGUCUCCGCGAGCGUGCUAUGCGCUCUUCAAUCCGUCUUAACCUCGUUGCGCCAUGGUUCGUCGAUACUGGCAUUACCAAGCAAGACGAUUUUGUCGCGGACAAUGGUGCCGUGCUUGAAAUUGUAGGGUAUGCAUCUAUGAACAGGGUAGUUGAUGCCGUGAUGAGGUUUUCGUCGACUCAAAACCUUUGUGGCAGGAGUGUGGGUAUCUUCCCAAGGGGUAAUGAAGAUAUUCAUGAUGAUUUAGAGGGAGGGUUUGGCGGUGCGGUAGUGGGCAAGCAUAUGCGCGAAAUCAAGGCGAUCGUUGCUCAAGACAUGCAGAAGCAGGCUCACAGCUCACCCUAG
Messenger RNA from Alternaria burnsii, 2211 nucleotides. RefSeq names its product zn 2cys6 transcription factor. NCBI's taxonomy places the organism in Eukaryota, Fungi, Ascomycota, Dothideomycetes, Pleosporales, Pleosporaceae. The annotation marks the transcript as partial. Gene Ontology annotation, cellular component: cytoplasm. Gene Ontology annotation, molecular function: oxidoreductase activity, acting on the CH-OH group of donors, NAD or NADP as acceptor. The transcript is spliced from 2 exons. The record is from RefSeq and is a predicted model, not a curated record.